This is a messenger RNA of Orbicella faveolata, 647 nucleotides long. RefSeq names its product creatine kinase M-type-like. NCBI's taxonomy places the organism in Eukaryota, Metazoa, Cnidaria, Anthozoa, Scleractinia, Merulinidae. The record is from RefSeq and is a predicted model, not a curated record.
GGUACCUUUUUUUAACUAAAGGUGUAAGAAAGGGGUACCCUUUCUCUCAAAAUGGUGUACGAAAAGGUAAGGGGUUGGACCUCGGGGCGGAGUCUCACAGGUGCCUUCGGGGAAUCCUAUCUACCGCUGCCAUGGCAACGCAAGAGGCUUGCUCUACUUGAUUGUGACUUGAGCCCCGAUUCCUUCCCGCCACAGCUGUCACGUGACUGGCCUAAAGGGCGGUUCAUCUGGUUUACCGCGGACAGACAAUGCCGUAUAUUUGUUAACUUCAUUGAUCACAUGAAACUUGUCAUAACUCAGCCUGGAGGCGAUAUAGAGAAGGCUUUUAAACAAUACAGCAAGCUUCUGUCGGCCAUAGAAGGAUGUCUAACACGAAAAGGAAAUAAGUUCAUGUGGAGCUCAAAAUACGGAUUUUUGACGAGUUCAUCGCAUGAUGUUGGUACAGGACUUGAAGUGCAAGUUAAGGCUCGAGUAUCAAAGGCUUAUAAAGGUGAAAACUAUGUACAACAAACUAUGGACUACAAAGCCCAACCUCGCUCCCAAGGUGAUCUACUCCAGUAUUCGAAAGGAGAGCAAGCGCCUUUCUUGGUAGAAAGUCUUCGCAACAUAAUCUUGUGCGCUAUCAAGGUGAUGUAGAGUGAGCAGGG